CGCUCGGCGGCGGGGGUGAGGCGCAGCGCCGGCAGGAGGGCGAUGGUGGUGGCGUGAGGCGCGGCGGGAGCGGGCUGGCCGGCCGCCCGCCGGGGCAGGGGCGCGGGCGAGGCAGGCGGCGGGAGCCCGGUGCUCGCCAUGGGGCCGCAGGGGGACUGGCACAGCCGCGGGGCGCUGCCACGGUAAUGGGCAGCGGCGGCGCUGCCCCUGGGCUGCCGUGUGGUGCCGGCGCGGCGGGGAGCGCCCGUGUGAGGAGCCGGGCAGUCUUGCAGUCUCCACAUCAUCUAGUAUGUGAGGAACGAUGAUUCCAUGAGAGAACUUCCCUUCCGUCUUUUACUUACUCAUCCACUCGUGCUGUGUGCUGCUCCUGGCUGGUGAUGAGCCAUUCAACUGGACUAGGAUUUACCGUGAAGAUGGGAGAGGCAGCAUAUGAAUCCUAGGCAUCCCCUCAAGCAUCUCCUGCAUUAUUUUUACUGUACCUUUAUGUAAAUCUGCUAGCGUUGGGCACACACACUGUUAAACCUACCUUGGUAUUCCCAGAGUUGCUACUGUGUAAUAGAACUGCUAUUUCUCGCCACCAUGGCUUCAGUUUGGAAAAGACUGCAGCGUGUUGGGAAACAUGCGUCCAAGUUCCAGUUUGUGGCCUCUUACCAGGAGCUGAUGGUCGAGUGCACCAAGAAAUGGCAGCCAGAUAAAGUAGUGGUGGUUUGGACAAGAAGAAGUCGAAGAAAAUCCUCUAAGGCCCAUAGCUGGCAGCCUGGAAUCAAAAACCCAUACCGCGGGGUGGUGGUAUGGCCCGUUCCUGAAAACGUGGAAAUCACCGUGACACUUUUUAAGGAUCCCCAUGCUGAAGAGUUUGAAGACAAAGAAUGGACGUUUGUCAUAGAGAAUGAAUCUCCUUCUGGACGCAGAAAAGCGCUGGCCACCAGCAGCAUCAACAUGAAGCAGUAUGCGAGCCCCAUGCCUACACAGACAGACGUCAAGUUAAAAUUCAAGCCUUUGUCGAAAAAAGUGGUGUCUGCCACACUGCAGUUCUCUUUGUCUUGUAUUUUCCUGAGGGAAGGAAAAGCCACGGAUGAAGAUAUGCAAAGCCUGGCUAGUUUGAUGAGUAUGAAACAAGCUGAUAUCGGAAAUCUAGAUGAUUUUGAGGAAGACAAUGAAGAAGAUGAAGAAAACAGAGUGAAUCAAGAGGAAAAGGCUGCAAAGAUUACAGAACUUAUCAAUAAACUUAGUUUUCUGGAUGAAGAGGAGCAAGACCUGGCCAACUCCAGUACGAAUCCUUUUGAUGAUCCUGACGCAGCAGAAUUAAAUCCAUUUGGAGACCCCGAUGUAGAAGAACCGGAUGCUGAAAUAGCUUCAUCUUCAAAGCCAGAAGAAAGUUUCUAUGCUGACAAUUACAAUCCCUUUAAAGAUGACGAUGCCCCAGAGUACUUGAACCCAUUUGAUGAGCCAGAUCCUGAGCCCGAAACAUUUGUAACUAUAAGAGAUUCUCCUCCACAACCUGCAAAAAGGAAAAAUAUCAGACCAGUGGAUAUGAGCAAAUACCUCUAUGCUGAUACCUCCAAAGCUGAAGAGGAAGAGCUAGAUGAAUCAAAUCCAUUUUAUGAACCAAAAUCAAGCCCUGCUUUAAUUAAAGUUGCUCCGCUGCAAGAACCAGAGAAGAAGAUGAAAAGAAAGGCUCCUGAACCACCAAACCUCUUGCCAAAGACAGAGACAGGAAUGAGUGAGAACAUGUCAGCUAUUCCGGCGUCGAAGGAGCUUUCUUCUUCUCCCAAGCCAAGCCCAAUACCAAGUCCUGUUCUGGGGAGAAAGCCAAACGCUAGUCAGUCACUGCUCGUGUGGUGCAAAGAAGUUACAAAAAACUACAGGGGAGUGAAAAUCACCAAUUUUACUACGUCGUGGAGAAACGGUUUAUCCUUCUGUGCAAUAUUGCAUCACUUUAGACCCGAUCUCAUUGACUACAAGUCCCUGAAUCCUCAAGAUAUUAAAGAGAACAACAAAAAGGCAUAUGACGGGUUUGCCAGCUUAGGCAUAUCGCGACUGCUGGAACCUUCUGACAUGGUUUUACUAGCGAUACCUGACAAACUGACUGUUAUGACCUAUCUCUAUCAAAUAAGGGCUCAUUUCUGCGGCCAAGAGUUGAACGUGGUUCAGAUAGAGGAGAACAGUAGUAAAAGCACAUAUAAAGUGGGUAACUAUGAAACGGACACCAACAGCUCUGUCGAUCAGGAAAAAUUCUACGCGGAGCUGAGUGACCUGAACCGGGAGCCCCAGCUGCAGCAGCCGGACGGCGGGCUGGCGGACUUUGCUUCUCAGGAUGACUCCGUGUUUGUAAAUGACAGCGGCGUUGGAGAAUCCGAGAGCGAGCACCAGACCCCUGAUGACCAUUUAAGCCCGAGUACGGCCUCCCCUUCUUCUCGCAGGACUCGGAGUGACCCGGAUCCGCAAAAAUCCCAGCACAGCUCUGGAAGGACUUCUGCAUCGGAGGAGGUUGGGAAAGGCGGUAGUGCAGACACAACACAAGCGCAGCCUGUGUCGGGAAGGAAGAAAUUGCUGAAAGCUGACACUUUAGACUUGAGUGACUUGCCACAUGUCGGUGAUCAAAAGGAGGAUGCAUCUCCUACAGUUGUUUGUGAAGAUGGUGACAAGAAAAAGCACGAGAGUUCAGACAGUCCCAUUGGUUUCUCAGAGCAAGAGAAGCUGGGACAUCCAGCAUCCACUGAGAGCGCAAAACCAGAUCCUGGUUCGCCUGGCAAAAAGCCGAGUUUAUCUCCUACUUCUAAACUGGGAUAUUCCUAUAAUAACGAUGCAGAUCUGGUGAGGAAAAAGCGUGCUUCUCUGAGGCAAGCAGAAUCUGAUUCUGACCCUGAUGCCAGAACAGCUUUAAAUCAUGCAGAUCAAACAGCAAAAACAGCCCAGCAACGAAUGCUGUCAAGACAGGAAGAACUUAAAGAACGAGCAAGAGUUCUGCUUGAGCAAGCAAGAAGAGAUGCAGCUUUAAAGGCGGGGAAUAAGCAGCUAACCAAUACGGCCACCCCGGCCCGCAAUAAGCAGCUGAAUGAUCAGCAAGAUGAAGAGCGGCGUCGGCAGCUGAGAGAGCGAGCUCGUCAGCUAAUAGCAGAAGCUCGAUCUGGAGUGAAGAUGUCAGAACUUCCUAGCUACACUGAAAUGGCUGCAGAAAAGUUGAAAGAAAGGUCAAAGGCAUCUGGAGAUGAGGAUGAGGAUGAGGAUAAUAUUGAGAUAGAUACUAACGAGGAGGUUCCUGAAUGCUCUCUUACUGGAGGUGGAGAUGAGCUUACUAACCUAGAAAAUGACCUUGAUUCAACGGCAGAACAAAACAGUAAGUUGGUGGAUUUGAAGCUGAAGAAGCUCCUAGAAGCUCAGCCACAGGUGGCAAAUUCACUCUCCAGUGCUGCUCAGAAAGCUGUAACCGAUAGCUCAGAGCAAGACAUUAAGCAGAAUGGAGCAGAGGACCAUCGUGCUGAGCGGUUACAAAAAGCAGCAGAACGCUUUAGAAAUCCUGUUGUGUUCGGCAAGGACUCCACGGUCAGAAAAACUCAGCUCCAGUCUUUCAGUCAAUAUGUGGAGAACAGACCAGAGAUGAAAAGGCAGAGAUCAAUACAGGAAGAUACAAAGAGAGGAAAUGAGGAGAAGGCUGCGAUAACUGAGACUCAGAGGAAGCCAUCAGAAGAUGAAGUGCUUAAUAAAGGGUUCAAAGACACCAGUCAGUAUGUUGUAGGAGAAUUGGCAGCACUAGAGAAUGAGCAAAAGCAAAUUGACACCCGUGCCGCGCGGGUGGAGAAGCGCCUUCGCUAUCUCAUGGACACAGGGAGGAACACAGAGGAGGAAGAAGCUAUGAUGCAGGAGUGGUUCAUGCUGGUUAAUAAGAAAAAUGCCUUAAUAAGACGAAUGAACCAACUUUCUCUCCUGGAAAAGGAACAUGACCUAGAAAGGCGCUACGAGCUGCUGAACCGGGAGUUAAGAGCAAUGCUCGCUAUCGAAGACUGGCAGAAGACGGAGGCGCAGAAGAGGCGAGAGCAGCUCUUGCUGGACGAGCUCGUUCUCCUCGUGAACAAGCGGGACGCGCUGGUCCGGGACCUGGACGCGCAGGAGAAGCAGGCCGAGGAAGAGGACGAGCAUUUGGAGAGGACCCUGGAGCAAAACAAAGGCAAGAUGGCCAAGAAGGAGGAGAAGUGCGUCCUGCAGUGAGCGGCCUUCCCGCGGCAGCGGCGAAAUUGCGGCGCGGCUCUUCCCUACGGUUUUAAAAAUGUUGUCGUGAGACUGGAAGGAGAGAAAAAAAAAAAGGUGUUUUGAAAAAAAAUUUUAAACUUUUUUUCCCAUUUUCUUAGGCCAGAUGUAGGCUGCGCCGGGCCCCGCUCGGGUGUUUUUCGGUGUCCCUGCGGCUCAGCUCUCCCGCUGCCGGCGGGGACGGGGUCCCGGCCGCGUUUGGGAGAAGCGGGAGAAAAAUAAGUCCGUGCUGGUUCCUUUAGCUGGAGGAGGGCUGAGUUUUGAAAUAAAUACGUUUUUGUCGUAAUAGGAUUAGAGAGGGGGGAAUAGGGGGGAAAAAAAAUCAUUGGGAAUGGUUUCAUCUAGUCCUGCCAUAUGUAACACUUAAUAAGCUACCUACAUUUUAUAGUUAGGUCAGACCCGACCCAGUCGUUAUUAAAGUGUGCUGUAUCCACCAGUGUUUUAUUUCGGCGGCAGCUGGACGCAGCCCGGGGAGCCGCUGCCGACGGGGCGCGCUCGGGGCCGCGGUCGCGGUCGCCCCGGCCGGGCCGCGCCGUCUUUCCGCGUUAUUUAUUGCCGCCGGCCCGGGGGCCCCUCGGCCCCCAGCCCCGAGCCUAUUUAUUCCGCCCCGCUCGGGUCCGUGUCGUCUUCUUCGUGCCCCCCCCCCCCCCCCCCACGCGUGUCCCGCUCUCGCCUCGUCCCUUUCGUGGAGCUCUUCUCUGUUUAUUUAUUACGAUACCGAGUCAUAUAUGGAAUUUUCAAUAAAAGCCGGAUCUUUCUUACCGUAA
Molecule: messenger RNA, 5015 nt
Organism: Dromaius novaehollandiae (emu)
Lineage: Eukaryota; Metazoa; Chordata; Aves; Casuariiformes; Dromaiidae
Gene: EHBP1
Product: EH domain binding protein 1
Exons: 24
Coding region: 580-4209 (1209 amino acids)
Biological process (GO): actin cytoskeleton organization
Cellular component (GO): filamentous actin; microtubule organizing center
Molecular function (GO): protein binding
Source: RefSeq, a predicted model, not a curated record